Molecule: messenger RNA, 8269 nt
Organism: Polyodon spathula (Mississippi paddlefish)
Lineage: Eukaryota; Metazoa; Chordata; Actinopteri; Acipenseriformes; Polyodontidae
Product: sorbin and SH3 domain-containing protein 1-like
Exons: 39
Coding region: 336-6665 (2109 amino acids)
Biological process (GO): cell-substrate adhesion
Cellular component (GO): nucleus; cytoplasm; cell-substrate junction
Molecular function (GO): protein binding
Source: RefSeq, a predicted model, not a curated record
UGCUUUUUUUUCGGAAUUAAGAUGGUGCUUAUCCUUCUUGCGUUCCGCGGCCAAAGGGCCAUUCUGUACGAACAUCUCAUUUAUUAAGUCUUCCUCAAUAAAUCACGUUUGAUCUGAAGUGGCGGGAUAAGCAUUUUAGGCUUCUGAGGAGACAAGAGUUCAGUGAUAUAUUGUAUCAGCAGAACAGAUAAGGGAGAACCAGAACGUUGAAGUGCACAGGUCCAACACCACAAUCACCAUGAGCACAGAAAUUAUUAGACAUGACAUUAGUGCAAAGAGCAGACUGAGUUACCCAAGAGCGUGAGGUCACCAUUUCACAGACUGUUGUAAAUGGGAUGUCAUCCUCCAACAGCCAUGAUCAGGACCGAGUACUGGAGAAGGAAACCCUAAUCUGUUUGGUUGACUGGCUUCAAUAUCCUGUGUGCUUUUUAAACCUCCUGCUCCUGUCUGUAUCUCUCCCCACUAAAAAGGAAACCACAAGGCAUGCUCCAGAAAAAACAGAUCCUUCCAAAGUGUGCACGGGGAAGGGAGCUGUGACACUGCGUGUGUCCAGCGUUCACGCAGACCUCCAGAGCAGCAGCCCCCAGCCCUCUCAAAGUCCCGAGCCAACAGACACAGGAACAGAUGGUUGGAAGACACUGUCCAGUGUUGACACUAAUGGAGACAGCUCAGCCCAUUCGCUGGCUGCUAAGGGAUACCGGAGUGUCAGACCAAACCUUAUUGCAGACAGCAAGUCACAAUCAAAGAAAUCUCUCCCCUUGCCCCCUCCUCCAAAAGAGAAAAGCUUUGCAUGGCGGCCCACUACUAACCAGAAACUCUCCUACCUUUCAACGGUUCCCAUCACGGAUUGUUUGUACAUGAGUUACCCAAAACCAUACACGCCAACAGCACCAUCUAGUGGCAUCAGUGGGCUGUGCUUGUCACAAUACUCUGGUGUAAGCCCAGGUUCUUCAGCAGGGUGCACGCUAGCACCAGUGUCUGGUUCAGUCUCUAAAGGCACAGUGCAUGUUGGCCAGGAACAAUUCAGACCAGCUCAGUCUGCCACUGCAAGUGGCAGUGUGAGCCAACAAGCCAGUCCUGAGAAAAAGAUUAGCAGUCUCUAUGUAGCUUGUUUAUCUAACAACACUUGCGUGCCUGUCUCGUCUGUAAGUCUCCCACAAGAGGAACAAGGUGUUUUCUCAGAAGCUACCAUGCACCCAGCACCCCCAGGCACAGGCGGUAGCCCCCCCACAGGUGACACCCAAUCGCCCCCUCCUCCCAUCCCUCCCAGGCCGUUCUUAACUGAAGGUCUUGGGAGCUACUGCCAUGAAGGAGAUUCCAUCAGCAUCUGGCAACCAUUUCCAUCGGACCAGAGACGGGAUGCUAUCAUAGAUUACCAGAACACCAAAUCAGCAAGGCAGACAGGACCUUACUGGUCAGAUCAACGGCAACGGUCUGCACAAGCAGAGGGAUAUGGCAUGGACGAUACAGCUGGCUCUGCUCAGCCUGACAUCAUAGUGGUCCCACUGGCUGAGGUUGCUGUAGUUUCUUCAGCAACAGAGGGCGGACCGUGCACCCCCCCACCGUCUCUGCUACCCACUGGACCCGAUCCCGCGAGAGUGUCACUCACCCUCCCGACUCUCGAUGAUUUCAUACCCCCUCACCUGCAGAGGUCACCAGCUCACCACACACCCACCACCUCCAGUGGCUCUGCGUCCCCCAUUAGUCUGCUGCCACAACCAGCAUUGUCACCUGCACCGGGUCCCCUUCUUGUAGAAGCUCCUUUGAGUUUCCCUGAGACUUCAGCCACACUCCCUGGACUUUCUGCACCUACACCUGUGACCCCGGAAGCUUCAGCGCUCAGCUCCAACUCUGAUCCGCACUCACUUUACCCAUCAACAGGCAAGCCUUUCUCAGUCUACCCUUCCACAACAACAGUCAACCCCACUAUUGUGCUUUUGCAACACAACCGAGAACGUCAAAAGCGCCUUAAUAGCUUGGCAGAACCUGUGCCAGAGAGGCAGACAGAUCCCAAGACAGAAAGCACAGGUGUGUCUGAGAGGAUUGUGGAUUCCACUCAGAGUGAAAAGGCAGCAGAUAUGGACGAGAGGAGAACAAGAGUCAUGAGGGCUCAGUAUACUGGCAUCAGCCCUCUACACGAUGUAGGAAUUCCAAUGAGGAAUACAGACAAGUCCAAGGAUUGGUAUAAAACAAUGUUUAAACAGAUCCACAAAAUCAAAGAUUCUCCUGAGGAAAACCCUUACCACCCUACCUACAAAUUCCCUGAACCCACCGAAAAGCUGUACAAAAUAGAAGAGGAAAACCCUUAUUCUCCUACCUACCAGUUUCCUGUCUCCACACCUAGUCCUAAUUCUGAAGAUGAAGACUCAGAUUUGUACUCUCCCAGGCAUUCGUUCACUGAAGAGAUGAGAAGUCAGUCGUGUGUGCCUCGCUCGAAGAGUUCAGUGGGCAGUAUCGAUGCAGAGGCCCCAGUAAAGAAGUCCACCACACUGCCUCUGCCAACCCGCUCCUCUUCACUGAAACCAACCACAGAAAGAAAUGACUGGGAGCCCCCAGACAAGAAGGUUGACACCAGGAAAUACCGCGCUGAGCCCAAGAGCAUCUUCGAAUAUGAGCCGGGGAGGUCAUCAGUACUGAACCAGGAGAAAGCGACUCGGGAUAUAAGCCCUGAAGAAAUAGAUUUAGAGAGUGAACCGUGGUAUAAAUUCUUUUCAGAGAUGGAGUUUGGAAAACCGCCUCCAAAAAAGAUCUGGGAUUAUACUCCAGGGGACUGCUCUAUCCUCUCUCUAGAGGAUAGAAAGGACCAGCUAGAAAAAGAUCUCUACCUGUACCAGGCUGAGUUAGAGGCAGAUUUAGAAAACAUGGAGAAGCUUUAUAAAGCACAAGAUAAAAGACUGUGGAAGAGUGCACCAUUCAGCCCUCUGGAAACCCCAGCAGAGCCUCAUCAAUACUCAAUGUAUACCCCUGACUACCAUGCUGUAAGAAGAGAGAUAGACCCAAUGUUUGGCGAUCAGGGGAUCUCUGAGAGCGAGAGGUUCAUUUACAAGAGCGUCCAGGAGGGCGGCGACAUUCCGCUGCAGGGGCUAAGCAGUCUGAACAAGCGUCCAUCCAGCUCCUGCUCCACGAAAGUGGACCAUAAAGGUGGGAAUGCUUACAUCAUUUCACCUUCUUCUUCUGUAAAUAGCAGAACAGUUAGUAUUGUGCUAGGUAAUAAAUGUAAGCAUAAGAAGCCAUUAUCAGCCGCUAAAGCCUGCAUUUCCGAAAUCCUCCCCUCCAAAUUCAAGCCCAAAAUGGUGUCUCCCUGCACUGGGUUGCAGGUGAGGGAAGCCUCUGCAGUGCAUCACUCCAAAGCCCAGAGCUGCGAGGACCUGCAUGAUGGCACCACCUAUUUCAGCAGCCGGAGGGGGCUGGUGAGCGAGGUGGGGCAAAGUGUGGAGUCACUGCUCCACAAGGAGAGGGCUGAGCUGGCGAGGAGGACUGGGAGCAGCGCCAGUCUGCAGGAGUACGGCUCACAUUCCCGCAGCGGCUCAGCUCCUCUGCGGAGCAAUGCUGCAGAGUUUAGCACCAUGUACAGAAACAUGCAUCAUGUCAAUCGCACAGGGAUCCAGGGUGGUCCAAACAGAAGCAGCAGUGUGAGGAACAUCACCUCCCAGUUUGAGGACAAGGAGCGAUGCGAGCUUGGAGGCGUGGAGGAACCGGAGCAGAUGCCCCGGCACGCCGUGUCCUCCAGGGUGACUGAAUUUGAGCAGAUCAUUCAGAGAUCGCUAUCCAUGCCCACAUUGGAUAGCACCAGAUCAAACCACAGCAAGAGCCCAAGCCCUACCCAUUGCCUGCCCCACAUGGCAUCGGCUUUCUCUGCCGAAUCCCUCCGGGAGCCCCAAAAGAGAAGCAAAGAGGAGCCGGAAAUCAAGAUCAUGGUGAAAAGCACUCCCUUGUCUGCGAGCGAUGCUGAAGACCAAGCUUCUGAGUUUAGUGAUGCUGUGCAGCCUGACUCCCUCUCAGCCUGUACAGAGCCUGAGCUGGACUGCCUCUCCAACACCUCAGCUGACAGCUCCACCAGCAGUGUCCAUCUACCCCACAGACACCAAAGGAACCAGUGCAAGGGAGCCUGCCCUGCCUCCUACACUAGAUUUACAACCAUCCGCCACCACGAACAGCAAGCCAAGGCACAGGCUAAAACAGGCUGUCAAGACAAUAGGAACACUUUGCCUAGAAACCUCUAUCUCAUGGGCCCUAUGCCCUUCCGAUUGAAAAAGCCUUUCCAGCAGGAGCACAAAAAGACACACUCUCCAUCUCCUGUUGUCUUAUCAGCAGCCCGGGACUCGUCGAGCCCAAACAGUACCAAGGAGCCUAGAGGAAGUGUGCUAGAUAACAGCUUCCUGCAGUGCUUGUUUGCAGAGGAGAAGCCCCUCAUUCCUCAAAGGCAGUCCUCCCUGGAAGCCGUGGAAAGACUGAGCAGUCAGACAGCAGGGGAGACGCAGAACAAAGGCUCGAACUCCCCCCUUCGUGAGCACUACGGCUGCAUUGCAAACGGAAACAAUGUCCCCUUCGCCGCAGCCUAUGACAGCCUGGAUGGCAACAACAAUCCGCAGCCCGAGAUGGGGGUGUACCUCAGAGUAGAUUCCGAUUCGCCACGGCAUUUUGCCCCAGAACGCUCGGAUACACCGGAGGAUGUUGUCCGUAGACGCUACGAUGACAAAGAGAAACUUUUAGAGGAGCAGAGACGUCUUAAACGAGAGCAAGAGGAAGCUGAUAUUGCAUCUAGAAGGCACAAUGGACUCUUUCUAACACAUCACCAGUUUAUCAGUAACGAUCGAUUUGGGGACCUCCUUAACGUUGAUGAUGCAGUUAAGAGGAAUUCUGGGUCUGAGGUCUGUUCCAGUUACCUCAAUCAGCUGCUUGACCCAAAGCAAGAUUUGCCUCUCACAUUAUGUAAUGCUUAUUUAAAAAAUGAACCGUCGACUGGGGAAACAAUGUGUAUGGUGCCAGCAAGAGCUAAAUUUGACUUCAAAGCACAAACACUGAAGGAACUGCCUUUCCAAAAGGGGGACAUCGUCUACAUCUGCCGACAGAUCGAUCAGAACUGGUACGAAGGGGAACACCAUGGAACAGUCGGGAUCUUUCCCAGAACAUACGUGGAGCUGCUUCCUCCCACUGAGAAAGCGCAGCCGAAGAAGGUGCCCCCGGUGCAGGUGCUGGAGUACGGAGAGGCCCUGGCCAGGUUCAACUUCACUGGAGACACAGUGGUGGAGAUGUCCUUCAGAAAGGGGGAGAGGAUUACACUAAUCCGCAGGGUAGAUGAGAACUGGUAUGAGGGCAAGAUCUCGGGCACCAGCCGCCAGGGCAUCUUCCCAGUCACCUAUAUCGAUGUCCUGAAGCGGCCUCGCGUCAAGAACGCUGUGGAGUACCCAGACCCUCCUGCGAGCCACUCUCCAGACCGCAGCUCCACGGCCUCACCACAGUCUGUCCACUACAGGCACCACACCCCGACCCCCCCUCCUCCGCCCAUGCGCAGGGCAAUCUCCCCCGAAGUGCAGGCCAUCACCUCAGAGUGGCUGGUCCUGACCAUGGGGGUGUCUCGCAGCAGUACCCCGGCAGUCACCCCCCCUCUCCCGCCGCUGCCUGAGGGCUUCUACUCCUGUGGGGACUAUCUAUCUCCAUCCGCCGCAGCCAGCCCAACCCCCUCGGUCAGCCUCCCUCAUUACAGCCUCUCCGGCAGCUCCACCCCACGCUCAGUCACCUCCCCCCUGCCAAUCUAUCCACCUCGCCCCCACUCCAUCGCCCCCUGCGUCACCUUCACCCCUCCUCAGGGAGAGGAACGGCUGCUGUGCUCCCCCUCGCCCACCUUCCCUGAAUUCCCUCCCUCCACGCCACCGCCCAUCCUGCACAGCCCCCUGGCUCUCUCCCCUGACCUCCAAAGAAGGAGCCCGGCCAGGGCCCUGAGCCCCGAAGAGCGGCUGCUCUCUAGAGAGCAGGACGAUAGCCGGCUGUGUCAGGAGCUUCUCAGUAUUGGGCAGGGUACAGAAGGAGGCACUGAUAACAGAGAGUGGCAGUGUAGCCAAGAAAAGAGUUCAGACCUUAGUAGAACAGCCCAUAGCCCUGCUCUUCCAUCUGCCCCUGUCUCCUCCCCAUCUCUCUCCCCCCCUCCUGCUGUCCUGGUCAGGCCUGUGCCCCCACUCAGAGCCCUGGGCACUGGGACCCAGCUCUUGAAGAGUGAAUUUGGAUACCAAGGAAUGACUUCAAGACAUCCUAUGUUGCCUUCUGACAUCCCAGCUAACAUGAAUGCCAACUCCUUUGCGGAAGCUGUCUGCAAUGAGAUCAUUAACAUUGCAGAAAAGUCUGUCCAUUACUGCAGUGCUCUGUCCCAUCCCCUUGACUCUCGGCACAAGCUGCCCUCUAAUCACAGUAAACGAUCUUUCAUCAUUUCCCAGCAACCGCAGGUUCAUCAGCAAGGAAGCGCCCCUGAGAGGAGUCAGCCCAGCAGUGACGUCUUCCAAGCCCUGUACAGCUACGUGCCACAGAACGAGGAUGAGCUGGAGCUCCGGGAAGGGGAUGUUGUCAACGUGAUGGAGAAGUGUGACGAUGGCUGGUUUGUGGGUACUUCCAGGAGAACGAAACAGUUUGGCACCUUCCCUGGCAAUUACGUCAAGCGCCUUCACCUGUAAACGUUGCAUCCAAAGGGACUCUAUUUAAAACAGCAUCCCUGACAGAGGAUUGAACAAAACCUGUUGUUAACACAUCUAUCAUUUAAAAAAAAAAAAAAAUCACGCCUUUCUUUACUGUUGUAUUGGAGGAAUGGUGAGUGUUACUAGGUAAGAGAAAAUGUGCGAGGUAUGUGAAAGUAUGGUAAGAGGUUCUUUGAAAAAAGUGCAGCCAUUGUCUCAAUGUCAGCUACGAAUCAGAAAACAAGACUGCAUACAGAGAGAGAGAGAGAGAGAGAGAGAGAGAGAGAGAGAGAUUCUGCAGACUGUUUGAUGCACACAGUCACAAGUCUAUUGACACCUGCUUCACUGUGUGCUGUCCACCUUUCUGUAGGACAAUGUAGAAGAAAGUAGGUGAGGUGAUGCCAGUAGGAUUUAAGUAUGUGCGUUUUAAGAUGGAAUCUGUGGUGCUGAUUUAGAUUUAAUCAGGAGUGCUUUCACAACUGGAGGCUGGCUGCCAAACUGCUCCACCUCCUAAAUGAAGCUGGUCUGUCGUACAAUAUCAGGCAGACCCUGCACAUCUUUCCUGGUUAAAACUAAAAGUUUGAAUUGUUUUUUGAAAUGGAAUGAUAGAAAGUCCAGCAUUGCAAGAAAGGUUUGCCACAUAAUCACCAGCUGCAAACAUGGUUUUAACAGUGCUCCUCUCCCCACCUAAUCCUCAUCCGGACCCCCUAACCAAUGCCUUUCAUUAUAACUUCAACUGCAACAACAAUCCUAUAGGAUAAGGUUUAGACUGCUAUUUUUUUCAUAAGGGAUUAAUAAAAUUAAUACAAAAUAUUAAAAAGCCUAUUUUUAUGCUGAUGCUUUUUUUUUUUUAGAGAGAAUUUAUUUAACAGGAAUUUGUUAAUCUAUUAACAAACUAUAUAAGCAUGUCCUGCUGCAACACAGUUUGUAGCAUGAUCCGUGCAACUGGUGGCACAGCCCCGGUUAGUGAGAUGAAAAACAUGUUUGACUAAAGUAUAGUGUAAAUAUGUAUAUUUAGAUUUUUGUACAGAAUGUGUACUUAUCCUGUAUAGAAAAUUAUUUAAUAGAGGGAUUUAAAUGACAGAAAAAAAGUUGAAGGCGGUUUAAAUUUAAAUUUCCAGUGUAUUUACGAAGGAUUUAGUAAAGCACACAACACAAUAAACCACAAAAAAACCACAUGCAUUAAAUAACUAAUAGGACUCUACCACCAUGUGGGGAUCCCAGGUCCUCAGUUCAUGUCUGGUUUACUGAAUGUUGUACCAUUUUUGGUUUGCCUUUUGUUCUGUGUAAUUUAAGAAAUACCCCUAAAAUGGUAUAACUCACCCCAUAGCAGUGUAUUACAAAAAACUUUAAUAUACCUAAUAAUGAAGUUUACAGUAUGCUGACUGUGUAUAAUCAGUGCUUCUAAUACAUUUGUAUUUACCAUUUCUGUGUGCUGCAAUUCAUUAUAAACACAUCUUGCAGCAUGUUGUGUUUUAAACAUUUAAUUUUUAUUGCAGUGCUUUAUGAUUUGACAACAUUAAUUAAAAAAGAGCAUCUAUUUACUGCUGUAGGUGCUAAAUGCAGUAUUAUGCAAUAUUUAAUAAACUUUGUUCAACCCUGUC